AUGACACCUUCGGAUAUUGCAAACGAAGCCCUCAACUCCACCCUUGAGGCUGUGCAACCGCUCAUGAAGCGCUGUAUGAAAUUGAAGGAAAGCGACCCAACCGCAUUGAUAUUCUCCGAUGAGAUCGCCAGACGGGUGGCAAAAGAUUUGAAGCUUUAUGGGGGCGCCUCCACAUCGUUCUCCCCUCAGCUGCUGUCUUGUGCAGCCGUAAUACGGCAGCAUUCAAAAGCUGGGGCAUUUGUAUCAUUGCCUGACUGGAACUCCGUGGUCGACAACGACCCGCGCAUUAAGACACACCCACGGUUCCACAAGACUAUAGGUUAUCGUCCUCCGCCCCCCGCAUAUCCCGACGCAGAGCCGGAACCCAGCAUGUCGUCAUCCACUGUGCCGGCGGAGCCAAAUUCAACGAGAGGGACUCUCGUAAUUGCAUCAAAGGCCCCAGACCUCAUUCAGUCCCUCCAUGUUGUCCCGGAGGUGCAACCAAGCAUAGCUGAGUUGCUAUCUCCCGCUGCACCUGUUGCGGAACCUCUCAUAUCAGGUGUACAAAUUACUGCAACCGGCAUGCCCAAUCCGGAACCAACACCCCCGUGUUCCAUCUCAACAGCUCCCGUGACAGUCGGACGAAAUGUUAAUGGCAAUGUAAGAUCGGUACGGCAAGGCAAUGCACCUACCUGCCAGCCGCAGAAAAGGAAACUGGAAACAAACGGCAGCGAACCCGAACCAAGUUCGGUACCCCGGAAGCCGGUUGAGAAACGACGGAGAAAGUUUGCGUCGGAUGAAGAGGGAAAUGGUGCCACUGGCACCAUUCAUGUGAAGGUGACAUUCAGAGCAUUACUUUGUUUGUUGCUAAUGGCGUUGUCCGUGAAAGCCCGCAAUGCUGUGGCUCCCACGGCGAUGUCUCCAUCCGAAAUUGUGGACGAGAGAGGUUUUUGGGAUGCAGAAUCCAGGCCGGUCGGAUGGGGUCUAGAUGCCACAGUUGCUACGGCGGUAGAGCAUUCCGUUCGCUAUCAUCCUCGGAAAUGCGACAAAUGCAUUAAAAUGGAUGUGCGAUGCAUUGUUUUACCGGACAAGAAGUUCGGGUGUACCAGACUCGCCUGCGCAAACUGCGAUGAGAUGAAGAUUACCUGCGCCAUCGACGGGGUUGGUAUCAGGCAGAGGCUGCAAGCAAAGGCGCAGAAAGCUGUCAUGAAAACCGGCGUCGAUCCAGAAGUCAAACGUUCCAGGACGCAUGCCCCCAAGUCACGCACGGCUGUCAAAACACCUGUCUUAUCAGCUCCUCCGAAAGCAGCUAAACCGUCCAGACGUUUGUCCCUUGCCCCGAAGAAAGUUGUGUUUGAGAACCCAACGAUUGAGGUCCGGCAAGAACCCGAGGCCAUGAUGCCGGAUGAUGCGAACAUCAGGGCAUCGCGUAAUAUACAGUCAUUCAGAUCUCUACAACUCCCACCGGUCGACGUGCCAGCACCGCUCACAUCUUCCAUGGCACCCACCCCCUCAGAGCCUGAACCCACCACAAGAGACAUAUUGCAAAGCAUACAAGACCUCGGUAGGAGAUUCGAUCUCCUGGCAACCGACGAGCGGGUGGAUGCUUUGCAUGUGAGGUUAGAUUCGGUGGAGCGGAGGAUUAGUUUGAGGCUAACGGCGCUGGAGGAAGGGUUCUCCGUAUCUAAUGCGCAUCGGGAAAACUAUCUGUAUGCGCAUGGCCCUCGCGCACACGGUUCCGCAUAUGCACCCCAGUACCUCCCGGAACCAACCAUCGCAUCGUGGCCGAAACACAAUCACGCCGGUGAUGAACCCCCGGGUAUCUCCACCAUAGGCAGAGAGUACACCCAUGCAUGGGAUCUGCAUGACGAAGCCCCGACUUCCACAUCCGGUUGGCGGCAGACCAACUCCCUAGAUCCUCCUUAUAUACGCGAGGCUUCGAUUGCAUCUUCUCCAUUGUCCAGCACGUCGCCUGUCAAAUCAGAGGAGUAG
Suillus fuscotomentosus is the source of this 1971-nucleotide messenger RNA. RefSeq lists its product as uncharacterized. The record is from RefSeq and is a predicted model, not a curated record. The transcript has 7 exons. Bases 1 to 1971 code for a protein of 656 amino acids. NCBI's taxonomy places the organism in Eukaryota, Fungi, Basidiomycota, Agaricomycetes, Boletales, Suillaceae.